Messenger RNA from Dermacentor silvarum, 526 nucleotides. RefSeq lists its product as uncharacterized. The record is from RefSeq and is a predicted model, not a curated record. NCBI's taxonomy places the organism in Eukaryota, Metazoa, Arthropoda, Arachnida, Ixodida, Ixodidae. Gene Ontology annotation, molecular function: serine-type endopeptidase inhibitor activity. The coding region runs from base 97 to 423 and encodes 108 amino acids. The transcript is spliced from 4 exons.
AUAGACAUGCGCGUGCUGCUGGAUACACAAAAAGGAACAUGAAACCUGGAUAAUUUGGCCACUGUCAAGCCCAUUCCUUAUGGCAAAAGACAGAAAAUGAGGACUUUCCUUUGCAUUCUUGUGGCAUAUAUUCUUGUCUGCCUAAUUCCUACGGAAGGCCAACAAAGAUACCAGAAGAGGAUGUGCUCACGUAUCCCAAAACUGUCAAAUUGUGUAGGUGAAGAAGUGAGGUGGCGGUAUGACAAAGAUAAAGACAAAUGCAAACCUUUCCUUUCUGGGGACUGCACCAAGAAUAAGGGUUUUCCGACCUGUAGGAGCUGCAUGAAGACGUGCCAAAGAAAACUUCCCAAAGGCAAGAACGAAAAGGGCAUGAAACCUUCAAAGGAAGAAAAUUACAUCGGUAUUUGCCCACCUUAUGAAUAACAAUCGAAAACCGGGGAACACAGGAGGUGGAAGUACUAUUAUUUUACAUUUGCGCGCCUUCUUGCGCAGAAAAAAGGUAAUAAAGAUAUCAGUGCUUAUCGUU